Messenger RNA from Punctularia strigosozonata HHB-11173 SS5, 228 nucleotides. RefSeq names its product DUF1748-domain-containing protein. Lineage: Eukaryota; Fungi; Basidiomycota; Agaricomycetes; Corticiales; Punctulariaceae. Bases 1 to 228 code for a protein of 75 amino acids. The record is from RefSeq and is a predicted model, not a curated record. Gene Ontology annotation, cellular component: cytoplasm. The transcript has 3 exons.
AUGUUCGGCCGGAUCACCCACCUCGCUUUUGACGCUCUCUUGAUUGCUGCAUUUCUCGCUGGUAUACGGCGAACGACCGGUCUCACACCCGCGAUUGCCAAAGUGCCGAACAAAGAUAUCCGUCAGUUCUUGCGGUCUUACCUGGAGGCGGGAGAGUAUGCGUUUGACUUUGCCGUGGUGGUGAUGGGCGUACGUUAUCCCUCGAUUGCUUCACGGCUUCUCGAUUGA